This is a messenger RNA of Arabis nemorensis, 1068 nucleotides long. NCBI's taxonomy places the organism in Eukaryota, Viridiplantae, Streptophyta, Magnoliopsida, Brassicales, Brassicaceae. The record is from the annotation of a GenBank genome assembly.
AUGUGUUCCUCCAAAUCAAAGAACAUGACCCAAGAAACCAUUUCCCAAAUCAAUGGCCGUCCUGUUCUUCAGCCAAAAUCAAACCAAGUUCCAACAUUAGACCGACGUAACUCACUCAAGAAAUCUCCUCCUAAUAAGGCUUUGAUCCAUCCCAUUUCAUCAAAGAUACCUUCACCAAGAUCAAUUUCUCUAAACUCUCCUCCUUUGUCUCCCAACUCAAAACCCUUAAGAAAACCUGCCGGUUCUUGCAAGGAACUACUUAGCACUAGCUAUGAGAAGCCUAAACCGGUCAAAUUAUUAGAGAACAGUGAUGGUGGCUACAAAGAGGUUAUGUCCAUGGUGGUUGUUCAGAAACUGCCUGGAAGUAUAGCGGCUGCAAGAAGAGAAGAGGUUGCGAUGAAACAAGAAGAGAGAAAAAAGAAAAUCUCUCAUUACGGUAGAAUCAAAUCCGUAAAAUCGAACGAAAAGAGCUUCAAUGUUGAGCAAGAGAAGAAGAAGAGGUGCAGUUUCAUCACUACAAGUUCAGAUCCAAUAUAUGUUGCUUACCAUGACAAUGAAUGGGGAGUUCCUGUUCAUGAUGACAAGUUACUGUUUGAGCUUUUGGUGCUAACCGGAGCUCAGGUUGGAUCCGAUUGGACUUCUGUUUUAAAGAGAAGAAACAGUUUUAGAGAGGCUUUCUCUGGUUUCGAAGCAGAGUUGGUCGCAGACUUCAACGAGAAGAAGAUACAGUCAAUAGUCAACGACUAUGGCAUUGACCUUAGCCAAGUCCUUGCAAUUGUUGACAACUCUAAACAAAUUCUCAAGGUGAAAAGAGAUUUUGGUUCGUUCAACAAAUACAUUUGGGGGUUUAUAAAAAACAAACCGGUCACAACAAAAUACACAUCUUGCCAAAAGAUUCCGGUUAAGACAUCAAAAUCAGAAACCAUAAGCAAAGACAUGAUUCGUCGUGGGUUUAGAUUCGUUGGUCCGACCGUUAUACAUUCGUUAAUGCAAGCCGCCGGUUUAACCAACGACCACUUGAUCACUUGUCCGAGACAUCUCGAGUGUACGGCCAUGGCGGCUCUAUAG